Micropterus salmoides (largemouth bass) is the source of this 1961-nucleotide messenger RNA. RefSeq names its product EMI domain-containing protein 1-like. The record is from RefSeq and is a predicted model, not a curated record. Lineage: Eukaryota; Metazoa; Chordata; Actinopteri; Centrarchiformes; Centrarchidae.
GCCCUCAGGGUGAAAAGGGGAGCGAUGGGCUUCCUGGCAGAGAUGGGAAGCCAGGGUCUCGAGGGCUGCCAGGUCCCAGUGGGCCUCGGGGGGAUGCUGGGACAAGGGGCCCAUCUGGAACCCCUGGAUCAAAGGGAUCCCCAGGACCUGCAGGCCCCCGUGGUCCACCAGGACUCCCAGGAGAGAGGGGUCUACCAGGCCCGCCUGGCCCUCCGGGGCCUCCAGCGCCGGCCAGUGCCCGCAUCCCAGAACCAGACCGCAAUCGUGGAAAAGACCCCUUCUUCUCUAACACUUUCCAAGACUCACGAGGGUUACCUGUUCCAGGACCUCAGGGUCCCCCCGGGCCUAUCGGUCCCCCGGGUCCCCCGGGUCCCAAAGGCCCAGUAGGACCUUCUGGCCCGUCAGGACAGAACGGAAAGCCUGGAGCCCCUGGAACACAGGGCCCUGUUGGGCCAAAGGGAGAACGUGGAGAGCGAGGUCCUUUAGGUUACCAAGGAGAGAGGGGCUUCAGAGGCGAGCCGGGAACACCAGGUCCCAAGGGAGAGUCGGGAGAGAAGGGCUUGCCGAGCAAUCUAAAUGGGGACGGAAUACAUCAGAUCAGAGAGGCGCUGAAGAUCUUAGCCGAGAGGGUUUUAAUCCUUGAGACUAUGAUCGGUAUUCAUGAGCCUGAUCUAGGGUCUGGGGACGGACCGUUUGGCACAGCCUCCCCUAGUUUCUACAGAGAUAAGCGAGCAGGUGUGCUUCCAUAUCGACUUGCUUCUCCUCUGUCCUCCGACACCAAGGUUCGAGGGAAGUAGCCCCUCCCUCCCUUCCUCCCACGCACCCCCUCCCCCCCUCCGCUCACCCUGAGGAUCACAGGCUGGGUUGACUCCCCCUCCUAUAGGUCUCAUCGGCACUCAACAGAUUUAGACCUUAUCUGAUACCCUCUGUGGGCUUUACUGUCAGAUUUAGGAUGGGGGACUCCUCAGGGAACACUCCACUGAUACUCCACAAUGCCCUCCUCCAUCUGGAUCCCGAGAACUAGUUUGACCCCCACCCAUUUCCAAAGGCAAACACUUAUCUUUACAUUAAAUACCCAGCAGCUCCUUCUGUGUCUCAUUUCUUGGCUGCAGAACAAAAGCCUCAGAAUAAAAAAAAAGGAAUGUUCAGUGGUAUUCCUCGAGCUACAAACAGUUCUGGACAAUAAGGGUCAUUUAGAAUAAUCAAUUAAAGGAGGAAUCAGAUGCGAGGAAAUAGACUGGAUUGGAGUUUGUAUUGCUUUCACAAUGUCACUGCAAUCUAAAGAGAUUCCACUAUUUAAGUAUAUUGCGCAUGUACAGUUUGCAGGACACAAACAAACCUCUUCUUCUAGUAUUAAUUUUGUUAUACCUCUAUCCUAUUGUUUGACUCCAUGUUAUGUAGUGCACUAAAAAGAUGAAGUCACCUCCACUCUGAUAUAUGUGUUGCUAACAGUGAUUUGUAGUUUUCUGGUGUGUUUUCCCCCUUAAAGUGUCUGAUGACUGAUAUGGUGAUUUAAUAUACAUUUAAUUUGUGCGACAAAAAAAGCACAAACAUUUGUAUUUGGUUGCAUAUUUAAAAAAACAAAUUAUACAAAAUGUGUACGAAAUGAAUGCAAAACAAAACAUGCUGAAAUGAAAAGGACUGCAAACUGGCUGUCAUUUGAAUAUCUUUAACACACAGAGGAAAUAGGAAAACUGUUAAUGGAACUUGAACAUAUUUUUUUACCACUGUUGUGUUGGUAAACUUAGACUGCUUAAACUGUCCAGAUGAAAAGACUUGAUAUUUGUUUUUUUCAUCUUAUAUCAAACUUAUUUUGAAACUAUUUAAAAUGAUCAAUUGUAGUUUAUUUUGUAUGCUGUUGUGUAACCAUUUCAUAUCUCUUUUUUCCCCCAUGCAAAUGUGUUAUUGUGUUAAGAUAAUCCUGUCUAGAUGAUUGGUGUAAUAAAAUAAUGUCCAUUGGG